Chrysoperla carnea is the source of this 2156-nucleotide messenger RNA. RefSeq names its product carnitine O-acetyltransferase-like. The record is from RefSeq and is a predicted model, not a curated record. The transcript is spliced from 9 exons. Gene Ontology annotation, molecular function: carnitine O-acetyltransferase activity. NCBI's taxonomy places the organism in Eukaryota, Metazoa, Arthropoda, Insecta, Neuroptera, Chrysopidae. Bases 200 to 2119 code for a protein of 639 amino acids. Gene Ontology annotation, biological process: carnitine metabolic process, CoA-linked. Gene Ontology annotation, cellular component: peroxisome.
GUUUCCAAUCCAAAGGUCAAAAUUAAUUGGCUAUUACUGUAUGGACUUUUAAAUUGUCACAUAUUAGUAAAAUGUUGCGGGCUCAAUAAGAUAUACAAAAUUCACUUUCACUUUGAUAAUCUAUUCACAUUUAUCUUUGAUCAAGACUUAUAUUUAAAUAUCACUUGCAAGGUUAGCUAGCUUCCACGUAUUGUAGAGUAUGAAGGGUGUGAAAGUUAUCAACGGUAUUGUUAGAAAAAUGAGUCCAAAUAUCAAGAAUAAUUCACCAGCAAUACGACUUCUUUGUGAUGGAAAUGCUAAAUAUUCGACAAAAGCAUGUGAUGCAAAGAAUGAGAAAGAAUCGAUUGCAACUUUACCAAAAUUACCUGUACCGAAACUAAAAGAAACAUUAGAUACAUAUUUCCAAACUGUGAAACCAUUCAUAAAUAAUCAAGAAUGCGAAAACACUGAAAAAUUACUUGCUGAUUUUGAAUGUAAAGAUGGAAAAAAAUUACAAUGUUUACUGGAGGAACGUGCAAAAAGUCUCAACAAUUGGCUAAGUGAUUGGUGGUUGGAUACGGCAUAUUUAACAUAUCGUGAUCCUGUUGUAAUUUUUUCUAGUCCAGGGCAAAUUUUUCCAAAACAAACUUUUGCGUGCCUGGAUGCUCAGCUAGAAUAUGCUGCAAAAGUGAUAGUUGCUGCUAUUGAUUUUAAAAUAAAAAUCGAUAAUGACAAAAUACCACAAGAGAAAAUGGGUAAAGAUCUCUUAGAUAUGUCACAGUAUAAAAAAGUUUUUGGAACUUGUAGACAGCCAUUUGAUAAAAAGGAUAAGUUAGUUUUUAAUCUACAAUCCAAACAUAUUGUUGUAGUUUCCAAUAACUUUUAUUAUAAACUACCAGUUCAAAAUGAAAAGGGAGCUCCGUUUAGCGUGUCACAAAUAAAAGAACAAUUAAAAAAUAUUCGUGCUGAUUCUUGUGGAAAAAAGGGUACACCUAUUGGAAUUUUAUCUGCACUAAACCGUGAUGAUUGGGCAUGUGCUUACCAGAAACUUAAAUCAAUUGGAAUCCAGAAUGAACGAUCGAUUGAUGCAAUUGAAACUAGUUUAUUCUUAAUGUGUUUGGACAACGCAUUACCAAAUCCUAAUAAUUUGAGUGCAGAAUCUUUAGGUGCACACCAACUCAUUCAUGGGGGGGCUUCAAAAGGUAACAUUAAUAAUCGUUGGUUUGAUAAAACUAUGCAGUUUGUAGUAAGUGAAGAUGGCAUUAAUGGAAUAACCUAUGAACACUCUCCAAGUGAAGGGCAACCAAUAGCAACCUUAACUGAUUACAUUGUUGAAUUUAUAAAGCAAGAUUUAUCGAAAGGAAUAAACUGUGCAGCUGGAGUUACAGAAAUUUGUCCAUUAAAAUUUGAAACAAAUGCAGAAAUUGAUACUUACAGACAAAAGGCUUGCGAUUUUAUAGAUAGGGUGAUCAGCGAUUUAUCAAUUCACGUGAAUGUAUUUACGGAUUAUGGAAAAAAUUAUAUUAAAUCGCAAAAAUUAAGCCCUGACAGUUUUUUCCAGAUGGCGAUACAAUUAGCAUUUUACAGAAUUCAUCAAACACCGGGUGCUCAUUAUGAAUCAGCUAGUUUAAGAAAAUUUAUUGAUGGUCGUACAGAGGCGAUACGGUCUUGUUCAAUAGAAUCAAUAAAAUUUGCAAAAAUUAUGUUGGAUCCUGAACAGAGUAAUUCAAAUAAGGUGAUUGCAUUGAGAGAAGCAGUUAAUUCACACAAGAAUUAUGUUGCAAAGGCUAUUAAUGGAAAGGGCUGCGAUCGACAUUUAUUGGGAUUAAAACUAUUAGCGUUAGAAAAUAAAUUACCAUUACACGAAUUAUAUAAAGAUGUUGCUUUUCUACGCAGUUCUACUUUCCGUUUAUCUACAAGUCAAGUUGCUUCUAUGUGUUAUUCUUUUAUGAGUUAUGGCCCACUUGUGCCCAAUGGAUAUGGUUGUUGUUAUAAUGUACGCGAUAAUGAUUUAAUUAUGGCUUGUUCAUCGUUUAGUACUACUGAGACAAAUGUCAAUAAUUUUUCUGAUUCACUUACUCAAUCUUUAAGAGACAUGAAGAAUGUUUUGGAAAGUGAAACAACGAAAGCUAAAUUGUAAUUAUUUUCGAACAAGAAACAAAUAUUAUUAUAUUUUG